AUAAAACCACCAAUGGCGGGGGUGCGUUGAGGGUUUAUAUAUUUUUCACCUUCCUCAUGCGAAGUCAGAGUAUUGUGCAUUUUCCAAUUUUCUCGCCGCGUCAAUCAAAUGAAUGCCGUGUCCGCUGUUGCAAGUAAAUUCGGAAUUUUGCACUUGUUCCAACUGGUCGGUUCGCCUCACCUUCCCGUCAUACUGAAAUCUGCAUUUUAACUGGUAUUUUGUGCUACGUACGUUGCAACACUAUCUAUCGCCUUAGUGAGAUGGCAAUUCGAUGUGGCUUCAAGUUGUGUUAAUAUCUGUAAGUUUCGCCAAAGGCUUUAGAUAGUGCAGAAAAUGCAUUGUAAGUGAGCGCAGCAGAAGCGAGAAGUGCCACAGCUGUUGACGGAAAAACGACUAGAAAGAUGUGGAAAAUUUGUGAAAUAUGUAUGUAUGUAUUAAAUUGAAGCCAACGAAAAUCUGAAGGAAAAGUGAAAAUGCAACGCAAAAGAAAUGUCAAAUAGAAGAAACAUAAAAGAAAACGUGAGAAGAGCUGAAUAAACAUUGCAAAUUGUAAUAAAAGACCAUUGAGUGCGGAAAUUUGGCUGGAAAAUCGAAACAUAUUUUUGAUGCCGGCUAAAUCUAUGCAUGCACGAACCUGCAUACAACACCAAACUCUAAUAAAUAUUGGUGAAUUGGUCAACGCUCGCUAAGAUUACUUUGGAGGGGAGCGCAUACGAAAAUAAUGAGCAACAAAAAAAUUGGCGCUGAAGUGAACAUCUGGUAGAACGAUAAAAAAAAAGCCAACUGGCAAAGGGACGGAGUAUAGGACUGGCUCAUUAUCAGCUGUUGUAAAGUGCGAGCACACACUUGUCCGACACCGACUGCGACUGCGACAAUAUCACGGCUGCUUACCGUUAACGUGAAGCGAUUAUUGCAAAAUUCCAAAUCGGCUGCUAACUUUUCACUUUUCUCGUAUGGCAGCUGCAAGUGUGACUACCCACAUUGCCGCCAUUACUGCUUCGCCUCCAGCUGUUGUAGGAGUGUCAAUGGAUGGAGUAGUAGAUGUAGCAAGUACGGCGGAAUCAACAACAACUACCAAUGUCAGUCGCAAGAGCAUGCUGAAUCAGGAAUCUGCGGCCACUGCUAUUACCACAUUUCUCAUCAGCAGCACUAACGCCGGACACGUGGAUGAAGAAGAUAGUUUCACGACAUUGACUUCGGUUUCGCCUGGCUUCGUAGGGACCAGUUCCUCCGCGGCUUCUUCUGCUAUGAUGCCGGAGUUAGGAACACACACCCAUUCUCGUAGGUUACCAUUGCCACUUGUUGCAACGGUGACGGCAUCUUCUAAAUAUGAUGAUAACUUGGAAAUCGGUGGAGAGAUGAUUGCCAGCGCCACAAUGGCGGCGGUUAGGCUUGUCGAUAAUAGUACACAGACUGACGCAUUGAGUGACGAAGAACAGCUCUUGACAGCAGGCAACACUGAGCUGGGGACGGAUGUAUAUGGGGAGAGUGAACAUGCGUACCAUGCGUUGGCAGCGCUGGCUUCAAAUAAUGACAGUGAAGACUAUGGAUUGAUGGAAUUUCACGAAGCGGACGAAAACAAGGAAAUGGCUAUAACAAACAGCGUAAAGGAGUUUGCUGACGAGGCGAUCGGGAAUGCAAAUGAAAGUCAGUUGUUCUAUGGAGAAUUAAACGUUUUCGAUAUGAACCGCGAUUGUAAUGAAUGUAAUGAGUUUUCCAGAUUCGUGGGCGAUAAAAAUUCCGCAAAAUCAAAUAGUCUAAGCCAGUGCGACAACUGUCUGCAGCAAACACUGAAUGCGAUAAAUGAUGGUGGUGGUCAUGCAGAUGAGCCAUCGCCAGUAACUGGCAGCGCUCUGGCUAAUGAACAUUCAGUCAAUCAAAACCAAUCGUUCGAAUCGCAAAGUAGUAAUAUUUUGGACGAUUUAGAACCAGCUGAUUGUACUUGCAAUGCAUCGAGCCAUUUUGGUUGUGGUUGCGAUGAAACAGCUGCCAAUUGUACCUAUCAGGAGCGCAUUAUCGACUAUGAUAAUUUUCGAAUUAUCGAACAUGUUAUCGAUUGUUCCCAUGACAGCUACUGCAAGCACAGCAGAAAAAUGCAUUGCACAGGCUCUUGGGAGGGCGCUGACGAAGACAAUGUGGUGGAAGAAAAUAAAGAACUGAAUUUCGCGUGCCGAGAGUUGGUGACAUUUAUCGGCGAGAGUUAUCAGAUAAUGAAGGCACAAGAACAAACGGAAAACAUAGCUGCAACGACACCCCACUCCCCGCUGGAAUCAACUCGGCCCGUUAAAGAUAUUGCGGAAGAAGAUACAUAUUGUGAGGAAAAUAUGAAUAUUGGCCAUUUCAUUGUUGGUCCACAAAUCGAAAGUCCGUUCAUGGCCGAGAUUGUCGAUGAUAACAAUAAUAAAGGCCGCACCAAAGCCUCCCAAGCUCUGAGUGGAUCGAGCGAUACUAUUCCAUCGGGAGUUAACAAGUCAAUAUCAGCAACUAUUACAGCUUCUUGUUCGGUUUCAAAUCCAAUGCAGUCCAUUAAGAAAACAGAACACCGGUUACCCAAAAAAGAACUACCUAUUGCAAAAGUACAGCUCCCAACACCAUCCGUUACGUUGGCUUUGAAGGCGCUCAAAUCGAAAUUGACGCCACUAGCCCCAUCGUUUCAUCCGGCACGGAAAAAGCAGACAACCACCUCUUCCACAACUGCGGCUGCGUCCUCCCUGUUCGCUCAUGAAAAGACAGCAAUCUACUAUCAACCACAGCCACCAAAGCAGCAGCAGCAGCAGCAGCAGCAUUAUCUGCAACAGACCACCACUACCACUAUGCUGCAUAGGAUGAGUCUCCAUCACCAUUCACAGGCGCAACAGGAACAGCACCCGCAGCCGCAGCAACACCAGCAGCCCCAAGUGUCUCCCAUGGCUCAACAAAGUUACUCCAAAAAUUCCUUUCAACAGCAGCCGCCGCAGCCACUGUUGCAAAAUCUACAACCAUCACACAACUUUGUGACGUCAUCUAUAGAGCAUCAGCAUAAUUGCACACAGCAUGCCAACUCAUUGGGCGGUGUGCCACACAUUUAUUUGCAUAGUGUGCCAGGCUCAGCUGCACUAGCUAGCAGCGCAUUGCACGUAGCGGUUGGCAACACACCGCAAGCACCGCAUGCACCGCAUCUCUAUCCAGUGCAGGUGAUUUCGCUGACUGCCGCAGCGGCCGAAACACCAAGCAAAGGCAGUAGCAACAGUACUGUUUCCCAACAACGGGAAUCAAGCCCUGCUUCCACGAUUGUGGCUGCAGUGGGUGACAGCAGCGCCACCUGGCCAUUUAUGGAUGCAGCUCCCGUGUUCAUCGAUUCCAGCGGUGAACUUCGAACUUUUUGCCCGACGCAUGGUCCGCCGGCCCUCAAUACUGGGGCAAUUACGGCAGCGACCAAUUCAAAUGGGAUGACAUUCAAUCAGUCGAUAGCGAUAAAUGUCGCACAUGGCAACAUUUCUUCACAGCUGCCACAUAUGCAACACUACCAACAAACGAUGCAGCGCCAGACCCAAGCACAGGCACAGGCACAGCCACAGCCGCAGCUGCAACCACAAUCGCUAGCAACAACUUCUGGCGCAACGCCUGCUUCGAUCAUGGCUACCAAUGCCAUCCCAAGUGUAUCGAUCAAUGCAACAAAUCGAGCUUGUUUGCAGCAACAUCAACAACAACAACAGACACAAAUAAAAAGUCUUAAUCAAACUCAAAAUCAAAGCCAAAACCAUCUCCACCAUCAGCAGCAGCACAUUCAGCAUAAUCAUCUGCAGGCACACUAUCAUCAGCAGCAACAACAUCAGCUGCAACAACAACAACAGCAACAAUUGGAGUCGGUCAGCGCACUGCAAAUUUCUGGCAAAGCCAAACUUUAUCGAGGUCCAACACCGGUGCAAAUGGUUUCACAAAACCGGCCCACACCAAUCCCAGUGCAAGUACAAGUACCACAAGGUCAGGUGAUGCAGCAAUAUGUUAACGAGAGCGGACCUUUUGCGCACGUUGUGCUAUCGCCACAAUACCAACAGCUCCACGCCAGCCAAGGACAUAUUCAUGCCCCUUUCUUGGCUGCCAAUGGCACCUCCCACUUCUAUUCACCAAUACAGGCGGGAUUUCCAGGUGGCGGACCGGCCCAUUUCCACGCAUUAUCAAGUGGCCACGUCCAAACGCAGCAACCUCCUCAACAGCCACAAGCUCUGACAGCUCAACAGCAGCAAACGUCGACACAUCAGCAACCCUUAUCGCAUUCACCUUCACCUCCCAAUAAUUACCAUAAAGAUGAACGCAGCCAGCGUCAACACACAAAGUUAUUGCGAAAACUUGAAAAACAACGGGAACUAAACCCUGCGAUGUCAACACCUACCAAUUCACCGUCCCCUCGGCGUACUGAUAUAAACACACAAAAAAGUCAUUCACCUGUAUUGACCAAUAAUAGUAGCAACACAAACGGACCUAACCAUAGCCAAAACAACACUGUACUGAAUGCAGGAAUGUUGAUAGUACCUUCAUCGCUUGCAAGUUCUUCUGUAACAAGCAACAGCACCACCGGAUUAAACCUCAGUCUUCAAAGUAGGAACCAAAAUCAUGUUCAGCAACAACAGACUUCGUCUCAGCAGUCAUCAAGCAACCACAACUUGAAUAGCCGACGAAUCUCUCAACGAAAUGGCAGCGUACCCUCAAAUGCACACCAGAUAAAUAGCACUAAUGGAUGCAUUGCAUCUUCAGUUGAAACUUCGGAAGACAGCAUGGAAGGCAUGUUAAAUGCUGUUGAUGAUGAAGAGGACUACCAGUCUCUGCUAAUAGAGCAGCUUUCUUCAAUAAAGAAACCAAAAGUAAUUAAUUUAACUUCGAGAUCUGCAAAAAUCGUCUGGGAAGCCGCAGCAAUCACAGAUCCCCAGAUAAACACCCGUGAACUGCGUUAUAAUGUGCUGUUUAGUGAUCGCGUAAAAGACUGCAAGUACAAGAGUCUUUAUAAAGGCGAAUCAUAUGAUUGCAUUGUGCAGGAUUUGCAACCUGGCCAAGUAUAUAUAGUGCGUCUUCAGGUACACUAUGAAAAACUACAGGGAUCGGCCUCUGAUCCAACCGAAUUUACAACCCCACCCUGUGAACCAGAUCAACCAAUGCCACCUAAACUAGUAAUGCGGACAAAAAAUUCAUUACAUUUGCGUUGGACGAAUCCGUCCUCAAAUGGAUCCCCCAUUCAACACUACAUAUUGGAAUAUGACGAAGGCAAAACUAAUUUUACAUCAGCUGGCCGAUCAGCACGCCAAAAUUCUGGAAAUGAAGGGCUAAAUUUUGUUGAAGCCACGAAAACCAAAGGCAAACACUAUACUUUAACAAAACUACAGCCUUCCACCCUAUACUAUUUCCGUCUGGCAGCUGUUAACGACGUGGGAGCUUCUUUGUUUUCCAGCGUUUGCUCAUUUAGCACAUCUUGCAAUCCGCCGUCUGCGCCGAAGCCUCCAAAACUACAAAGCAGUACCUCUACUUCUAUUCGAAUUUGGUGGGAACGACGACAACAGGAUGAUGAUUAUGUAUUGCAAAUAUUUGAUCGGGAGUCUGGCCACGGCUAUCUUAACGCUUACAAUGGUCCCGAUUGCACACAUGAAUGCAAUCAACUGCGACGUGCCACAUCUUACCAAUUUCGAUUGCGUGCUGAAAAUGAAGCUGGCAGCUCUCCUUGGUCUAAUGAGGUCAGUUUUCAAACAUCUCCUGAAAAACCAGGAAAACCGGGCAAACCACACGUGAAAGGAAAAAUACAUGGAACACAUUUUCGCGCGCGAUGGGACCCACCUGCAGAUACAGGAGGCGCUGAAAUACUUCGCUAUUUUCUCGAAAUCACAUCUGGUUCCAAAUUUGAACGCGUUUAUAGUGGUGCCGAUACGGAAACUACUUGCGAUCGUCUACAACCAGGUACAGCUUACCAAUUGCGAACUUCGUGUGAAGGUCCAGCAGGUCUCAGUCCUUAUUCCGAUAUAGCGCACAUAACAUCAGAAGCAGUAGUACCAGCUGCACCGCCGCCACCUUAUUACGACAAUCCGCCCGGUCCAUUCGCGGCAGUUUUAAGACUGGAUAAACCAGAUUAUAAUGGCGGCUCGCAGGUGCUAGAAUUUGAGGUCCAGAUGAGGCGUCCAUUGGACGGACAAUUCGACAUUGGAAAUAAAACCAACGACCAUUCCAUUGUGUACCGCGGACGGGAUACAUAUUGUGUGGUCAAAGAUUUGCAACCCGGUUGUUCUUACGAAGUGCAAGUGCGCGCAAUCAAUCGCAUUGGUGCAGGUGCCUGGUCAUCAUGGUUCCGAUUCUCAGCAGCAGCAGCACCUCCAAAUGCUCCUACCGAUUUGAAAGUUUUGGUCAAAUCAGCAACACAUUUACUUGUGAACUGGCAAGAACCAACCUGUAAUGGUGCACCGAUCGUUGAAUAUCGCCUAGAAAGUGCAAGUGUUCAAAAUGAUUUUAACUCCGAGUUGGAGAAGUCAUCAAUACAAAUGCCGGCAUUCCAAACAUGCUAUCAGGGUGCUCAAACCAGCGUCGAAUUACGCAAUUUAUUACCGUUUACCAUGUAUUACUUCCGUGUAAAUGCCAGCAACGCGGCUGGAGUAAGCAAAUGGACAACAAACAUUAACGAACGAACACCAGCCGCCGUUCCUGCUGCACCCCACAUCAAAGACUGCGAAUUUACCGCCACGGAAGUGUCACUUAACUGGACGGAACCUGAAUGCAAUGGCGCUCCCAUUACUGCAUAUACUAUUGAGUAUUCUGAGAAGUCAAUUACAACGACAGACACAAACACGGUUUAUACAGUUACUGGGCUUUUGCCUGAGACGACCUACAAAUUCCGCUUGCAGGCCAUAAACAAAAUUGGCCCAGGGCCAUUUUCCGCAUAUGCCAAACUCACAACGUUGCCUUCGCCUCCUACUCCACCUGCUCUAGAAUGUACUGGCGUUGGGCAUAACUUUAUUAAGUUAAAAUGGGGGGACGGCAAGAACCUGGACUUCGUAAAAUACUAUGUUGAAAUGUUUGUACAACGUGCGAAAGAGUUUCAAAUCGUUUACUCUGGUACAAACAGUAUGUGCAAAGUGAACAAGUUGCAAGAGCGUACCGCCUAUACUUUCCGGAUAUACGCAAGUACUGACCGCGCCGGGAUAGGAGACUACUCGCAUGAAUAUAUAUUUAGUACGACUCCCACCUUACCGAAUAGCAUUAAAGCGCCCCGAGUGGCCAUGGAAGGAGCUGCUGCUUGCUUGCUAACACACGGCGCUGGUGGUGCUGCCGGUUUUAUUCCAUCCGGAAUGCUGCCUGAAACGCCUACUAGUUUCAUAGCCGGCUUGGGAAACCUUUCUUUAGGCGUACCACUCACUCUCGAAUGGCAAAAUUCAAAAAAUACCUUCAGCGAUCGGAUUGAGUAUGUAUUACAAUAUGCAAUUGGCAAAGAUGGUGACUAUAGGCGGAUUUAUAGGGGGCUAGAGACCAAAUUUACAAUUGAAAAUCUAGAGCCGGGAACUAUGUACCAAUUUCGCGUUUGUCCAAUUCGAGUUACUACUACCGGCGAAGAGUUAUUUGGUCAAUACACUUCUGCAUUCCGAUACCAAGUUCCUCAUAUUGCAUCACUGGACGACAUCGAUGGCAACAUAUUAGGAAAUAUUUCCAGCGUUUUCGGAAGUGCCAACAAUAGUGGCCACGCGCCUAUGGGCUGCCACGGACAUUCGCAUCUGGCGCAUCACGUACACACUUUGCAUACACACCACUCGCACAACCACCCUCCACACAGUCAUUCGCAUCACAGCAGCAGACAAUCGUCGUCCAGUCUUCACCACCGUUCUGUAAGUGCAUCUGCUGCCAGUCCGAAUGGUUGCAGCAGCAGCAGUGGCAACAACAAUAGUAACGGUAGUAGUAAUAAUGGUGGGAGUACAAUUGUUAUUGGCCCAAAUGCUAUUGGCUUAAUACCGCUGGGUACGUCGAUGGCAAAUGAAUUGGGUGCAGUUGGAUUCGCUAGUUGUGAUGAUCCAAUGCAUCAUCACCACCACCAUCAUCACCAGUUUCAUGGAGGGAAUAUUGCUGCUGGACUCGAAGCCGAAGUAGCUGAUUCAACGACUGCAUCGUUUUUAGCGUCCACUGCCAAUAAUCUAUUGGCAAACAACGUCCUAUUGGCACAUGGAAGCUCAUCAACAAAUCAUGGGCAACAUGGUGCUGUACGGCGGUGUAUAAGCAAGAUAACUACAAUUUACACAAAUCGUAAGCGUUUCACAGAUCAGGAAAAGGCAGUUUUAUUCAUGGUUUGCUUUCUAUUUUUCACGUUUUUAUUUGCAACGCUUGUUAAAGCCCUCAUGCGAUAAGCUUUGGCUGAAAAUAAUAAAAAAAAACCAACCCUCCCGAUUAUAAAGAAAGGAAGGAAGGGAAGAUAGGUAUUAAUAAAGGUAGUAAAAUAUCGGCUUGUCAGAUAACUGUCUAUUAAAAAUCGAUUACU
This is a messenger RNA of Rhagoletis pomonella (apple maggot), 8476 nucleotides long. RefSeq lists its product as uncharacterized. The coding region runs from base 954 to 8345 and encodes 2463 amino acids. The transcript has 8 exons. The record is from RefSeq and is a predicted model, not a curated record. Lineage: Eukaryota; Metazoa; Arthropoda; Insecta; Diptera; Tephritidae. Gene Ontology annotation, molecular function: metal ion binding; protein binding; acid phosphatase activity.